Hevea brasiliensis (rubber tree) is the source of this 592-nucleotide messenger RNA. Its product is annotated as cell division control protein 2 homolog. Gene Ontology annotation, biological process: regulation of gene expression; signal transduction; G1/S transition of mitotic cell cycle. The coding region runs from base 1 to 309 and encodes 102 amino acids. Gene Ontology annotation, molecular function: ATP binding; cyclin-dependent protein serine/threonine kinase activity; cyclin binding. The transcript is spliced from 2 exons. The record is from RefSeq and is a predicted model, not a curated record. NCBI's taxonomy places the organism in Eukaryota, Viridiplantae, Streptophyta, Magnoliopsida, Malpighiales, Euphorbiaceae. Gene Ontology annotation, cellular component: cytoplasm; cyclin-dependent protein kinase holoenzyme complex; nucleus.
AUGUGGCAGUCCUUUGCAGAGGCAUUUGACCUGGACUGGAUCGACCAGUAUGUGAAAGUUGAAAAGAUAGGUGAAGGAACGUAUGGAGUGGUAUACAAGGCUUGUGAUCGUGUAACCAAUGAAACUAUAGCUCUGAAGAAAAUACGCUUGGAGCAGGAAGAUGAAGGUGUUCCAAGCACUGCAAUUAGAGAAAUUUCCCUCUUGAAAGAGAUGCAGCAUGGGAACAUUGUCAGGUGUUUUGUUUAUUUAGUUGAUCAGACUAAGCUUUGGAGCAUAGUUAUAGCAACCCUUCACUUUUCCUUAAAGUAGCUUUGUUGGAUAAGGAUACCUUGACAUGGACAUGACACUUUGGCCCUUCAGCUUAGUGGGAAAAUAUAUAAAAUUUUGAAAAAUAGUCAAACCAAACAGGCCUCUUUUUAUAUUGGCCACUUUACUUUUCUCUUGUACCAUAGGUUGGAGAUUGUAUCUGACCUCCCUCCUGUCAAUCUUGUAUUUUGUUUUAUUUCAUUUUCUAACUGGAUUUUCUUUCUAAGUGCACUGUAUAUUGCAUAUUCUUUAAAGUGGGAAAAGAGCUCCUUUAACCUCUGCUGAA